Molecule: messenger RNA, 1699 nt
Organism: Scleropages formosus (Asian bonytongue)
Lineage: Eukaryota; Metazoa; Chordata; Actinopteri; Osteoglossiformes; Osteoglossidae
Gene: ubl7a
Product: ubiquitin-like 7a (bone marrow stromal cell-derived)
Exons: 10
Coding region: 270-1409 (379 amino acids)
Biological process (GO): ubiquitin-dependent protein catabolic process
Cellular component (GO): cytosol
Molecular function (GO): polyubiquitin modification-dependent protein binding
Source: RefSeq, a predicted model, not a curated record
ACAACAUCCGGGUCAUAGCGGCUUGUAAACAGCUGUUGGUUACAGUGAUUCUUAUUCCCGGUAUAUUGUUAUUCUAGGUGGUUCCCCCCGUUUCAUUCAACGCCGAAAGUCAGGGUUUGCGAACAGUUACCGGUUAGAGUGAUUUUGUUAUUCCAGGUAAAGCCUCACUGGUGGUUCCUGCCCGGGGCGCUGACAGACGCGACGGUUGGUUGGCAAGGAAGGAGACACAGGUCAGGAUAAUUCAGCGCCGGUCGCUCCGACCGAGGAGGAUGGCAGCUCAGGAGUGGCGCUUGUCGCUGAAGCUCAUGGAGCAGCCGGCUCUACCCAAGUCGGUGCUGCAGUUCCCCGACGCGGAGCCCGGAGACGUUCCCCCGGGCGAGUACCGGGUUGCCACCCUCAAGCAACUGGUGGCGGCGCAGCUGGCCGACUGUGUGCCGGACCCGGAGCUCAUCGAGCUGGUCUACUGCGGCCGGAAGCUCAAGGACGAGCUCACUCUGGACUCGUACGGAAUCCUGCCUGGAUCCACUGUGCACAUCCUGAAGAAGUCGUGGCCGGAGCCCGAGGUGCACCCAGAACCCGUUGACAGGGCGACAGCUGCCAGGGAGUUUCGUGUUCUGCAGGCAGCCCUCCACACCAGCUCAGCCUACAGGGACUCGGUGUUCAAGAUGCUCAACAAUAAGGAGUCUCUUGAUCAGAUCAUUGUGGCCACACCUGGACUCAGCAGUGAUCCCGUGGCACUUGGAGUGCUGCAAGACAAAGAUCUCUUCAUUCAGUUCACAGACCCUAAUAUGCUUGACAAGUUGAUAAGCGCGCACCCGGCCCUGGUGAACGCCAUUGUCCUGGUUCUGCACUCAGUGGCAGGCAGUGUGCCUGUCCCACAGAGUGCCACCUCCUCCCGCAACGUGUCCUCCAGCUCUUACAGUGAUAUGCCAGGGGGCUUUCUCUUUGAGGGCAUGUCUGAUGAUGAAGAAGAUUUCCAGACAGGGAACCGUGCUGGACCGUCCACUAGUGCCGGGGGCCCCUCGGGGGCUCGGCCAGCCACGCUGGGCUACAGCGGGGCAGUUGGGCCCCGGCCAAUAACACAGAGUGAGCUGGCGACAGCGCUCGCCCUGGCCAGCACUCCUGAAAGCAGUGCAGUGACACCCACCACAGGGAACCAGGCUACCUCCUCUGGGGUGUCUCCUGUGCCUGCUGGCACACCCAUCACCAAUGACCUCUUCAACCAAGCCCUGCAGCAGGCCCUGCAGGUGUCUAGCCUGUCCUCUCUGCAGAGCCAGUGGCAGUCCCAGCUGCAGCAGCUACGGGACAUGGGAAUCCAGGACGAGGAGCUCAUCCUGCGGGCGCUGCAAGCUACAGGUGGGGACAUCCAGGCUGCCCUGGAGCUCAUCUUUGCUGGGGGAGCACCUUGAGCUGCAGCAUGUUGCUGUCGAGGGAACGUCUCACCUUGUUUUGCACCAGCUUUGUGUGAUGAUGCGAACAGACACCAACCACAGCAGCGGUGUUGAAGCUCUGCUUCCCAACAUCCCGGAUUGGACAUAACCAGCUAUCUUUAGAGGACAUAUGUCAUCUUUUGAGACAUUGCAAAGAUUAAAUAUCUUUUGCUUUUCUGUGGGAAUUUUUAAUUUGAUUUAUUUUAAUCCCAUAACUUCUGGAAUGUGGAUAUUUCUUUUAUUGUGCAGAAAUAAAAGGCACUAAACAU